CGGGUCUCUAGGUGGGAAGGAACAGAGAGGAGACUUCAGGAUCCCAAACUGAGGAACCAGAGUGUUUAUUAUAUGUUACAUGUUCUGUAUUCUCACUGAUCACUGAAGAUGGACACGGACAAGAUUCAGAAGAUGGAGAGGAUAAUAAAUCUCUCCCUGAAGAUCAUCUACCUGCUGACUGGGGAGGAGUACACAUUAGUGAGGAAGACAUCCGGCGAGCAUGAGACAACCAGCAGUCGCACCCUUGUGUCAGGUGGACUAAGCAGGACCCAGAGCCCCAUCCUGGUGCCUCCAUUUUACUCGCUGAUACAUGAGAGAGACAAUAACCAGGAGAUCCUGGAACUCACCAACAAGAUCUUUCAGCUGCUGACUGGAGAGGAGGGGAAGUAUAUAGAGGAACACAGGGGUCUGUACAAGGACGUGAUGAUGGAGAAUCACCGGCCCCUCACAUCACUGGAUGGGCCCAGUAACAGAGAUACCCCAGAGAGAUGUCCCCAUCCUCUGUAUUCCCAGGAUAGUACAGAGGAGAAUCACAGGAUCCCACAGGAGGAACAGAGUGAAGAUGUAAUGGAUAUUAAGGUAGAAGUUAUAGAGGGAGAAGAAGAGACGUAUGUGACUGAUAUAAAGGCAGAAGAUAUAGAGGGAGAAGAAGAGAUGUAUGUAACUGAUAUAAAGACAGAAGAUAUAGAGGGAAAAAAAGAGAUGCACGUGACUGAAAGGAAGGUAGAAGAUACAAAGAUUGAAGAGACGUAUGUGACUGAUAUAAAGGCAGAAGAUACAGAGGGAGAAGAAGAAACGUAUGUGACUGAUAUGAAGGUAGAAGAUACAGAGGGAGAAGAAGAGACGUAUGUGACUGAUAUAAAGGCAGAAGAUAUAGAGGGAGAAGAAGAGACGUAUGUGACUGAUAUAAAGGCAGAAGAUAUAGAGGGAGAAGAAGAGACGUAUGUGACUGAUAUAAAGGCAGAAGAUAUAGAGGGAGAAGAAGAGACGUAUGUGACUGAUAUAAAGGCAGAAGAUAUAGAGGGAGAAGAAGAGACGUAUGUGAGGAGUGAUCAGCAGUGUAAGGAGGAGGAAAUCCCUACAGAUAUCUGCACAGCAGAUGGAUGUAGCAGCUGGAAUGUCUCAGAGGAUCAUCUCACUUUAUAUCCAGAUGGUGAAAUAGAAGAAAAAAAUGUCACCCAAGAAUCUCCAGAAGAAAUCCCUCUUACCCCAGUUAUACAUGUGGCACAUCACCGUGCAGAUAUAUCAUCUGGUUCUUCUGAUCAUGGGGAAUGUUCUCCUGAUAACUCUGAUUCAUCUGUUACAGCUCUAAGAGUAGAUACAGUGUUCCCCUCUACUACAGAUGCCAAAUGUUUUACACAGGACACACAGCUUAUUACCCAUCAGCCACAGAAGAUGCCAUUUCCAUGUGUUGAGUGUGGGAAAUGUUUUAGACAGAAAUCACAACUUGUUAGACAUCAGAGAAGUCACACAGGUGAGAAGCCAUUUCCAUGUUCUGAGUGUGGGAAAUGUUUUAGACAGAAAUCACAUCUUGUUAUACAUCAGAGAAGUCACACAGGUGAGAAGCCAUUUCCAUGUUCUGAGUGUGGGAAAUGUUUUAGACAGAAAGCAUAUCUUGUUACACAUCAGAGAAGUCACACAGGUGAGAAGCCAUUUCCAUGUUCUGAGUGUGGGACAUGUUUUAGACAGAAAUCAGAUCUUGUAAAACAUCAGAGAAGGCACACAGGGGAGAAGCCAUUUCCAUGUUCUGAGUGUGGAAAAUGUUUUAUACAGAAAUCAGAUCUUGUAAAACAUCAGAGAAGUCACACAGGUGAGAAACCAUUUCCAUGUUCUGAGUGUGGAAAAUGUUUUGCAAUUCAAUCACAUCUUGUUAAACAUCAGAGAAGUCACACAGCGGAGAAGCCAUUUCCAUGUUUUAAGUGUGGGAAAUGUUUUAUACAGAAAACAGAUCUUGUAAAACUUCAGCGAAACCACAGCAAGAAAGUGUCCAAUGUUCUCCAGGAGUUGUGUUCCACCACAAAUGCAAUGGCUAGCCUCCUGCUUGGUCCUAUGGGUCUCCUGAAGUUGGUGGGGUCAGUAGAUCCAAGAGAUUCUUCAUCUGCCAUGAAUCAUACAGAUCGUAUUCUUCCAGCAAAUGUGACAAAGCACAAGCAAGGAAACCUGUGCUGUCUAGCUUUGGGGGCAUACAGUGACAUAAAGAAAUACAUAGUAGUGAGGAAGACAUCCGGCCAGCAUGAGAUAACCAGCAGUUCCUCCCUUGUGUCAGGAGGACAAAGCAGGACCCAGAGCCCCAUCCUAGUGCCUUCACCUCACUCACUGAUACAUGAUAUACACAAUGACCAGAAGAUCCUGGAACUCACCAACAAGAUCAUUCAGCUGCUGACUGGAGAGGAGGCGGAGUAUAUAGAGGAACAUAGGGGUCUGUACAAGGACGUGAUGAUGGAAAAUCACCGGCCCCUCACAUCACUGGAUGGACCCAGUAACAGAGAUACUCCAGAGAGAUGUCCCCGUCCUCUGUAUUCCCAGGAUUGUACAGAGGAGAAUCACAGGAUCCCACAGGAGGAUCAGAGUGAAGAUCUGAUAGAUAUGAAGACAGAAGAUACAGAGGGAGAAGAAGAGACAUAUGUGACUGAUAUGAAGGCAGAAGAUAUAGAGGGAGAAGAAGAGACGCAUGUGACUGAUAUAAAGGCAGAAGAUAUAGAGGGAGAAGAAGAGACAUAUGUGACUGAUAUGAAGGCAGAAGAUAUAGAGGGAGAAGAAGAGACGUAUGUGACUGAUAUGAAGGCAGAAGAUAUAGAGGGAGAAGAAGAGACGCAUGUGACUGAUAUAAAGGCAGAAGAUAUAGAGGGAGAAGAAGAGACAUAUGUGACUGAUAUGAAGGCAGAAGAUAUAGAGGGAGAAGAAGAGACGUAUGUGACUGAUAUAAAGGCAGAAGAUAUAGAUGGAGAAGAAGAGACGUAUGUGACUGAUAUGAAGGCAGAAGAUAUAGAUGGAGAAGAAGAGAUGUAUGUGACUGAUAUGAAGACAGAAGAUACAGAGGGAGAAGAAGAGACAUAUGUGACUGAUAUGAAGGCAGAAGAUAUAGAGGGAGAAGAAGAGACGCAUGUGACUGAUAUAAAGGCAGAAGAUAUAGAGGGAGAAGAAGAGACGUAUGUGACUGAUAUGAAGGCAGAAGAUAUAGAGGGAGAAGAAGAGACAUAUGUGACUGAUAUGAAGGCAGAAAAUAUAGAGGGAGAAGAAGAGACAUAUGUGACUGAUAUGAAGGCAGAAGAUAUAGAAGGAGAAGAAGAAACGUAUGUGACUGAUAUAAUGGCAGAAUAUAUAGAGGGAGAAGAAGAGACGUAUGUGACUGAUAUAAAGACAGAAGAUACAGAGGGAGAAGAAGAGACGUAUGUGACUGAUAUGAAAGCAGAAGAUAUAGAGGGAGAAGAAGAGACAUAUGUGACUGAUAUGAAGGCAGAAAAUAUAGAGGGAGAAGAAGAGACAUAUGUGACUGAUAUGAAGGCAGAAGAUAUAGAAGGAGAAGAAGAAACGUAUGUGACUGAUAUAAUGGCAGAAUAUAUAGAGGGAGAAGAAGAGACGUAUGUGACUGAUAUAAAGACAGAAGAUACAGAGGGAGAAGAAGAGACGUAUGUGACUGAUAUGAAAGCAGAAGAUAUAGAGGGAGAAGAAGAGACAUAUGUGACUGAUAUGAAGGCAGAAGAUAUAGAGAGAGAAGAAGAGACGUAUGUGACUGAUAUAAAGGCAGAAGCUAUAGAUGGAGAAAAAGAGACAUAUGUGACUGAUAUGAAUGCAGAAGAUAUAGAGGGAGAAGAAGAGACGUAUGUGACUGAUAUAAAGGCAGAAGAUAUAGAUGGAGAAGAAGAGACCUAUGUGACUGAUAUAAAGGCAGAAGAUAUAGAUGGAGAAGAAGAGAUGUAUGUGACUGAUAUGAAAGCAGAAGAUAUAGAGGGAGAAGAAGAGACAUAUGUGACUGAUAUGAAGGCAGAAAAUAUAGAGGGAGAAGAAGAGACGUAUGUGACUGAUAUGAAGGCAGAAGAUAUAGAGAGAGAAGAAGAGACGUAUGUGACUGAUAUAAAGGCAGAAGCUAUAGAUGGAGAAAAAGAGACAUAUGUGACUGAUAUGAAUGCAGAAGAUAUAGAGGGAGAAGAAGAGACGUAUGUGACUGAUAUAAAGGCAGAAGAUAUAGAUGGAGAAGAAGAGACCUAUGUGACUGAUAUAAAGGCAGAAGAUAUAGAUGGAGAAGAAGAGAUGUAUGUGACUGAUAUGAAAGCAGAAGAUAUAGAGGGAGAAGAAGAGACAUAUGUGACUGAUAUGAAGGCAGAAAAUAUAGAGGGAGAAGAAGAGACGUAUGUGACUGAUAUGAAGGCAGAAGAUAUAGAGAGAGAAGAAGAGACGUAUGUGACUGAUAUAAAGGCAGAAGCUAUAGAUGGAGAAAAAGAGACAUAUGUGACUGAUAUGAAGGCAGAAAAUAUAGAGAGAGAAGAAGAGACGUAUGUGACUGAUAUGAAGGCAGAAGAUAUAGAGAGAGAAGAAGAGACGUAUGUGACUGAUAUGAAGGCAGAAGAUAUAGAGGGAGAAGAAGAGACGUAUGUGACUGAUAUAAAGGCAGAAGCUAUAGAUGGAGAAAAAGAGACAUAUGUGACUGAUAUGAAGGCAGAAGAUAUAGAGGGAGAAGAAGAGACGUAUGUGACUGAUAUAAAGGCAGAAGAUAUAGAGGGAGAAGAAGAGACGUAUGUGACUGAUAUAAAGAAAGAAGAUAUAGAGGGAGAAGAAGAGACGUAUGUGACUGAUAUGAAGGCAGAAGAUAUAGAGGGAGAAGAGGAGACGUAUGUGACUGAUAUGAAGGCAGAAGAUAUAGAGGGAGAAGAAGAGACGUAUGUGACUGAUAUGAAGGCAGAAGAUAUAGAGGGAGAAGAAGAGACGUAUGUGACUGAUAUGAAGGCAGAAGAUAUAGAGGGAGAAGAAGAGACGUAUGUGAAGGGUGAUCAGCAGUGUAAGGCGGAGACAAUCCCUACAGAUACCAGCACACCAGAUGGAUUUAGCAGCCGGAAUGUCUCAGAGGAUCAUCUUGCUUUAUUUCCAGAUGGUGAAAUAGAAGAAAAUUAUGUCACCCAAGAUUCUCCAGAAAAAAUCCCUCUUACCCCAGUUACACAUCUGGAACAUCACCGUGCAGAUAUAUCAUCUGGUUCCUCUGAUCCUGGGGAAUGUGCUCCUGAUAACUCUGAUAAUGGUGCAUCUGUAACAGCUCAGAGAGUAGAUACAGUGUUUCUCUCUAAUAUAGAUGCUAAAUGUAUUACACAUAACACAGAGCCUGUUACCUGUCAGCCAGGGAAGAGGCCAUUUCUAUGUUCUGAGUGUGGGAAAUGUUUUACAAAGCCAUCACAUUUUGUUAUACAUCAGAGAAGUCACACAGGUGAGAGGCCAUUUCCAUGUCUUGAGUGUGGAAAAUGUUUUACACAGAAAUCAUCUCUUGUUACACAUCAGAGAAGUCACACAGGUGAGAGUCUAUUUCCAUGCUCUGAGUGUGGGAAAAAUUGUACAAGGUCAUCAUAUCUUGUUAUACAUCAGAGAAGUCACACAGGUGAGAGGCCAUUUCCAUGUUCUGAGUGUGGGAAAUGUUUUAGAGAGAAAUCAGUUCUUGUUACACAUCAAAGAAGUCAUACAGGUGAGAGUCCAUUUCCAUGCUCUGAGUGUGGGAAAUGUUUUACAAGGCCAUCCUAUCUUGUUAUACAUCAGAGAAGUCACACAGAUGAGAGGCCAUUUCCAUGUCUUGAGUGUGGAAAAUGUUUUACACAGAAAUCAUCUCUUGUUACACAUCAGAAAAGUCACACAGGUGAGAGUCCAUUUCCAUGCUCUGAGUGUGGGAAAAGUUUUACAAGGUCAUCAAAUCUUGUUAUACAUCAGAGAAGUCACACAGGUGAGAAGCCAUUUCCAUGCUCUGAGUGUGGGAAAAGUUUUACAAGUAAAUCAUAUCUUGUUAGACAUAAGAGAAGUCACACAGGUGAGAGGCCAUUUCCAUGCUCUGAGUGUGGGAAAUGUUUUAAACAGAAAUCAUAUCUUGUUACACAUCAGCGAAGUCACACAGGUGAGAAGCCAUUUCCAUGUCUUGAGUAAGUGGAGUUACUCAGGUGGUACUAUGUGUGUUUGCAAGUGAGAUUAUUUUAUUUAAAAAUUAAACAGCAUAGUGUGUCUCA
Molecule: messenger RNA, 6197 nt
Organism: Pseudophryne corroboree (corroboree frog)
Lineage: Eukaryota; Metazoa; Chordata; Amphibia; Anura; Myobatrachidae
Exons: 15
Coding region: 109-6117 (2002 amino acids)
Source: RefSeq, a predicted model, not a curated record